Messenger RNA from Ceraceosorus guamensis, 1984 nucleotides. Its product is annotated as amidohydrolase 3. The transcript is spliced from 7 exons. Gene Ontology annotation, molecular function: hydrolase activity, acting on carbon-nitrogen (but not peptide) bonds. The record is from RefSeq and is a predicted model, not a curated record. Lineage: Eukaryota; Fungi; Basidiomycota; Exobasidiomycetes; Ceraceosorales; Ceraceosoraceae. The coding region runs from base 202 to 1767 and encodes 521 amino acids.
GAAUACGAAGGAUGCGCAGGCCGAAGCCCAUCUCUGUGUGGUUGUGGAGAAGGGAAAGAUAGCUCGAGUAGGCUCAGCAACAGACGUGGACACUUGGUGCGAAGGCAAGAGGCGAGCUCGAAAGCCUUGCGAUAUCAGAGAGCUGGGGGUGAGUCUUGGCGCAGCGAGUCAUGGUGCUUGCCUGCAAAAGGCGGGGCGAGAAUGGCUGGUCAAGCCUGGCCAGUGCUAGGCUCGUCAGGAAGUGCCCCCAAUCAAUGCAUGCUGCCAGGGCUUCAGGAUGCUCAUGGCCAUGUACUCGAGCUUGGCUGGUCCAUCUCGUCUGUCAAUCUCGUGGGAGCAUCCUCAGUGCAGGAAAUCAUUGAACGGGUCGAGAAUUACGUUGAGGCUCGACCUGACGUGCUAGCUGAUGAGGAUUUGUGGAUUGAAGGUCUUGGAUGGGAUCAAACCCGGUGGUCGCCACCCAUCUUUCCAGCUGCGUCCGAUUUGGCCUCCUCGCGCCUGUUGGCAAAUCGUCGGAUCAGCCUGAGACGUGUCGACGUGCACGCGCUCUGGUUAUCGCCUCGCGCCCUUGCAGAUGUUGAAAGAGGUGCUCGGUUCCCCCGACCCGACCAGGACGUGCCAGGAGGUCUGGUGGUGCGUGCGCCAGACGGCUCACCUACGGGCAUACUGAUCGACCGCGCUAUGGAAUUUGCCUACGCCGUCAUUCCUUCUUGGACAGAUGAGGACAGAUCUCGGUACCUGAGCGCCGCUCAGCGCUCUCUUCUCGAAGUUGGCAUCACUUCAGUCGGCGACGCGGCUGCGGAUCUGGAUACCUUGGACUUUUUGCGGAAAAGAGACGCUCAGGGCAGCCUCGCGGUGCGAAUCUACGGCAUGCUGGCUUGUCCUGCGAACAGUGCGAGAUGCAGCGACGAAGCUGCACGUCGUGGUUUCCCUCUAUUGCCGUCGCCGAGCGCCUCAAAUCGUCUGACCGUGCGAACCGUCAAGCUGUUCGCAGAUGGCGCGCUUGGAUCUUGGGGCUCCGCAAUGUGGGACCCCUACGCUGAUCGGCCGGCCUCGAACGGUUUGCUCUUAAUACCCGAGGCUGAUGUACAACCUCUGAUUCAGCAUUGGGUGGAUGCAGCUUGGCAAGUCGCAACGCACGCGAUCGGUGAUCGUGCAAACUCCAUCGUGCUCGACGCGUACGAGGCAGUCCUCACUUCAUCGGCGCACGAGGGCAAAGAUCUGAGACCGCGAGUCGAGCACGCUCAACUGUUGCGCUUGAACGACACGGCUCGCUUUGGUUCGCUCGGAGUCAUUGCUAGCAUGCAGCCGACGCAUUGCACCUCCGACAUGGGCUAUGUGGAGCAUCGCAUUGGUCUAGAGAGGUCCAGAGGCGCAUAUGCGUGGCAGUCUGUACUCAGUGCCGGCGGGCUACUCGCGCUGGGCUCUGACUUUCCCGUCGAGCUUCCUAAUCCUAUGCACGGCUUGUACUCUGCCAUCACACGCCUCGACUCGCAGGGCCACUCUCCGCACGGCUCAAAAGGGUGGUUUCCGAAGGAGCGACUCACUCGCGCCCAAGCUUUGCACGGCUUCACGAGAGCAGCGGCACAUGCGCAAUUUGAGGAACACAUCAGCGGCGCUAUACAUCCCAAUUUUCGGGCUGAUCUGGUCGUGUUUGAUAGAGAUGUCAUGGAUGAGGGCAGGACGUCGCCAAGUCAGCUGCGGGCCGCUCAGGUGCUCUAUACGCUAGUAGAUGGCCACGUGGUCUACGCUUCAACUCAGCGGUAGCUUCACAUUUGCAAUGCACCACAUCACAAUCGGGGCGCUUGCUGGGGUUGUUUUAAACUUGCAUUCGUCGUCAUGCAAAAGUUAAGACUUGCCAAAUGAUAUCAGAGUCCUCUAAGCCUUGUAGCCGUCUACGUCGGUAUUCAACGUGUAGUGCUCCCACUUCUUGGCGCGCUCCGAGUCCACCUUGUGCUUGUUGGUCAACGCAGCAUGGGCGUCG